CUUUUAGUUCGGAUGAGUUCGACUUGGAAAAGGCUUUUAAAAUUGCUUUUAAAUAAGGAGUGCUCCAUGUCAAAAGGGUAAUAAAUUACUAGAAAAGGAUAAGGAGUGUUCUUUUAUCCACACAACUCCACAUAUGCGGAACGGACAGGGAAAUGAAAUAUUUGAUUGAAAGCAAUCAAGGCUAUCAAGCCCAACAAAGUGCCAUUUGGGGUUGUACUAAUCGGCUAGGUUUUCAUCGUUCUCUUGGAGCCUCUCACAGUCUCCCUCCAACAGGAACCCCACCAAACAGAAGUUUGUAGGGUGGCUGAAGAACCCCGGUCUCAGGCAAGGACGUCCGAGGAGAUCCGAUAGCCAGAAGAGUGACAUGCGUCAUUUUUACUAGAUAGGUGAUGGAGAUUGGAAUUUGGAAGUGCUAUGGAGUUUGAAUUCCCUGAACCAUUUAACAAAGGAAAUGGAAAUUUGCAUCAGAGGAUUAAAGCUCCAGGCUUGUGGGAUCUUUGGGAACAGUCUAAAUCGCUCAAGUAUAUCUCCCAUGUCAUCUGCAAAUGUGUUAGUGAAGCCAUUGGUGAUUCAGGCUAGACACAAUCAGAGGACAGAGAGUCCUAAGAUUCGCAAUCGAAGAUUAAGAGAAAAGUUUAACGGGACAGCCACAAGGCCGAGGCUAUCGGUGUUUUGCUCGAAAAAGCAGUUGUAUGCUAUGUUAGUAGAUGACCAAAAGAAAAAGUGCGUGUUCUAUGGAAGCACUCUUCAGAAAUCCAUGCAAAAUGAUCCAUCUUGCACUACUGCUGAGGCGGCAAAACGUGUUGGGGAAGAGCUUAUCAAGACGUGUGUGGAUCUCAACAUAAACGAGAUCUCAUCGUAUGAUCGAAAUGGCUUGGCUUGCGGUGAACGAAUGCAGGCCUUCGAAAUUGCUAUGUACAGCCAUGGUUUCUUGCCUCGAUAGAAUCUACUCUAGUGUUUAUAAAUGUGACCAUUUUGAUACUAUAUUUUAGACUCUGCAACGAAUGGGUAUUAUAAAAAAUGACAGUGUACAUUAUCAUGGAUCUCCAACACCUUUUUUUUUUUUACUAAUUCGUAAUGCACUCAAAACUUGAAUUUGUUGUUUCAUGUGAAUGAAGUGUGUUUUUUUUAGAUUGUGUGACGGGUUGACUUGUAAGCACCC
Messenger RNA from Striga asiatica, 1162 nucleotides. The record is from the annotation of a GenBank genome assembly. NCBI's taxonomy places the organism in Eukaryota, Viridiplantae, Streptophyta, Magnoliopsida, Lamiales, Orobanchaceae.